Lottia gigantea (owl limpet) is the source of this 558-nucleotide messenger RNA. RefSeq lists its product as hypothetical. The coding region runs from base 1 to 558 and encodes 185 amino acids. The transcript has a single exon. NCBI's taxonomy places the organism in Eukaryota, Metazoa, Mollusca, Gastropoda, Lottiidae. The record is from RefSeq and is a predicted model, not a curated record.
AUGGCAAACAAGUUUGGAUUAGGGUCUUUACCUCUAGAAUCUAAAAAUCCCAUGACGGCGUUUAUGAACAAAGCGAAACCUUUUUUCGUGGAUCAAAUUGGAGACACCUUACAAGGGGAUAUCGAUAUGAACAAUUUCAAAAUAACUAAUUCAAAGUUUCCAGGAAACGAUAACGAUGCCGUGAACAAGAAAUAUUUACUGGAUCAAAUGAACGCAAUUCAAAUAGAUAAGGACCAUGUUGAAAAGAGAAUAACUGACGUGAAAAGAUACUUCAGACGAAAUAUUAAAAAUUAUGUGGACGAACCCAAACUACAACAAGAGUUAACGAGUUUGAAAGGUCUUAUUCAAGUGAAUAAAACAAACCAGUUGCAAAAUUUAAUAUCUAAAUUAGACGAAGAGAUUACGAAGGUAAAAAUAGACGUCCAACGUUUAAUAGAUAACCCAAAUGUAAACGAGGAUAGAUUGAAGCGAAAACUAAACGCUUUGGAAAGAAAACUUGGCGAAAGCAGCGGAUUGCUAGCAGAACUAGACAAGAUUGAUUCCGUGGACAAAACUUAG